UGGCUAGCUGCUAGCACACUGGUUACAUACCAUGUAACCAGUUUGAUUGGGCAUUUGAACAGCAUUAUUUCUUGUACAAAACUAAAUGGGUUCACACUACAGGACUCGCUUUAUCUUUGUUAAUGUCGAUAGGGUACACUUGAAUCAUGAAACAAGGCUUUAGAUUAGCACAAAGCACCACCUCUAGGCCGGGAAAGUGCAUCUAUGUUCAAUACUAACAAACUCAAAGUAAUGAUAAAAUGGUCAGUCACCACAUAGCGUUGUUGUUGUUGCAAAUUAUUAAAUGGUAGUUAUUAUCAAAUGGUGGCUAUGACCGAGUCAAAGGCACACAGGCAUGAACACAGACACUCCUUAACCUUUCCUCCAUUGAUCAAUCCAUUAUUUUGAUUGCCUCCUUCGAACUGAUUCCACCGUUUUCUAUUUCGAUGGUUGCUCAGUGGUUGCUAUGGCCCUGCCUCUCUUACUCUGGUAUCCAGCAUACGGUGACACCUCCUGCAUUGUGAUUGGCUGUUGCUCACGCAAGGGUAGGGUGGGAAAAAAAACACAAAAUAAAUAAAUAUAAGAAAGGAAGAGGAAAAGGAGGGGAUUUUUGUAGUUAGCUCAAUGGAUAGCUGGGGAGCGCUCCAUGCGCAAAGGGAAAAAAAAAUAGGCGGUCAGAGAGAUAGAAAGACAGAGUGAGAGGAAAAAAAGGUGAAGAAGGAUGAUGGGAUUGAAAUGACUGAGCUCAUGCUGGCUGCAGUGAAAGAACAAGACUGAAGAAUUGCCGGAAUUAGCAUCGACUGAAAGGAUACAGCAUUUUAUUUGACAUCUUUUUUUUUUCCUGACAUCCUUACUGAGGAGGAGACACAUUUGGUGGAACACAGCAAGGAGAAGGUGAGGGGAGGUGCCUGGUCAUCAAAGAGGAAUACUAGAGUAACAACGGGGGUGGGAGGGAUGCACAGCACAUAAAAAUCCCUGUCUGCCUCUCAGAGCCCGGUUCUCUUACACCGCUGACACAGAUAAGCACCCAGCCUCCACUGGCAGGCCCGGGUGAAAAUCAGUCGGCAAAGUGGCUGGAGAAGCAAACGAAGCGGGUAUUAUUGCCCAGCAAAGAAGGAGGAGUGCAGUUGAAGACUGCAACAGGGACGGCGGGGCUGGAGGACGCGGCGACAAAGUGCGGUGUGAACGCUCAGGGCUAAUAGAAAGGCAACGGGGGAGGGGCGCCUGUGCUGAGAAGGAGGAAAAAGAGGAGGCUGCAGGACUCAUGGCUCGCGGCACCGGCUCAGGGCGUUGGAACCGGCAGAGGACGGGAAUGUUUAACACCUUGCUGCGCUGCAACCUUCCUCCAGAGACACAGAAGCUGAUCAGUGAUGGCAGCAUGGUGUAUGCAGAGGCACUUUGGGACCAUGUCACAAUGGACGAUCAGGAGCUGGGCUUCAAAGCUGCCGAUGUCAUCGUAGUAGUGGAUGCUACAAACAAGGAAUGGUGGUGGGGUCGCAUCAUGGACAUCGAAGGCUGGUUUCCUGCCAGCUUUGUGCGGUUACGUGUGAACCAGGACGAGCCCAUGGAGGAAUAUAUGGCCCAUUUUGAAGACAUGCACGCUAAAGAAAAAGACCAGGCAGAUUUAGGUUUGUUGCUGGGACCUGGAUUACCCUGCAAAGAACAGAUGAGGAGUAAUGUCAUCAAUGAGAUCAUGAGCACAGAGAGAGACUACAUCAAGCACUUGAAAGACAUCUGUGAGGGUUAUAUCAAACAGUGUCGUAAGAGGACAGAUAUGUUCAACGAGGAGCAGCUUUGUACCAUCUUUAGUAACAUCGAAGAAAUCUACCGAUUCCAGAGGAAAUUCCUGAAAGAUUUGGAAAAGAAGUUCAACAAGGAAGAGCCACACCUCAGCGAGAUUGGAUGCUGUUUUGUGGAACAUCAAUCCAAUUUCCAGAUCUACUCGGAAUACUGCAACAAUCACCCUAGCGCCUGCAUUCAGCUCUCCAAGCUGAUGAAAGUAAACAAGUACAUAUUUUUCUUUGAAGCUUGCCGACUGCUUCAGAAGAUGAUUGACAUUUCCUUAGAUGGCUUUCUUCUCACUCCAGUCCAAAAGAUCUGCAAGUACCCAUUGCAGCUGGCAGAGCUGCUAAAAUACACAAACCCACAGCACAGAGACUACAAAGAUGUAGAAGCAGCUCUAAAUGCCAUGAAGAAUGUAGCGAGGCUGAUCAAUGAAAAGAAACGGCGCCUUGAGAAUAUUGAAAAGAUCGCCCAGUGGCAGAGCUCCAUAGAGGAGUGGGAGGGCGAGGACGUGCUCAGCAGGAGCUCUGAACUCAUAUUUUCGGGGGAGCUGACCAAAUUGUCUCAGCCUCAGUUUAAGAGUCAGCAGAGAAUGUUCUUCCUCUUUGACCAUCAGAUGGUCUACUGCAAAAAGGAUCUUCUGCGCAGAGACAUGUUGUACUACAAGGGUCGAUUGGACAUGGAUUACAUGGAGGUGAUUGAUGUGGAAGACGGUAAAGAGAAGAUCUUCAACAUGAGUGUGAAGAACGCCUUAAAACUACAGUCACUUAUUGGCGAUGAAGUCCACCUUUUAUGUGCCAAGAAGCCUGAGCAGAAGCAACGCUGGCUACGCGCCUUUUCUGACGAGAGAAGGCAGGUGCAGCAUGACCUUGAAACAGGCUUUUCUCUCACAGAAGUGCAGAAGAAACAGGCCAUGUUGAAUGCCUGCAAAAGCCAUCCAGCUGGAAAACCCAAAGCAGUGACAAGACCCUACUAUGAUUUCCUCCUGCGACAGAAGCACCCCUCCCUACCAACGGCUUUGCCUCAGCAGCAGGUCUUCAUGCUGGCUGAGCCCAAGCGCAAAACCUCCACCUUUUGGCACAACAUUGGCAGACUGACGCCUUUCAAGAAGUAAAACAAAUUAGUAUAGUGCAGCUGUAAAAGAGUUAGAAGAGAAGAAAUGCCCUCUGUCUGUGCCUCAACAGACUUUAUUGAUUUUUUUUUUCCCGAAAGCACUUUAAAGGUUGUUAACAAUCAAACUUGAGAAUUGUGUCUUGGAGAAAAAGAAACAUGGAGAGUGGACCCUGACUUAAUCUACUAUUACUGUUCAUUCAAUCAAGCAGUAACUGCUAUUAACAUGACUACUGUACUGCUGUGUUUACUUCCCGACUGUACCACCGCUUUGAACUGCUUGCCUGUCUAUGAAACUGAAAGUUUCAAUUUCACUCUUUUCUAAUGUUUUUGAUGUGCCAUUCCCCAGUGCCAGAUGAUUUUUCUUUUCAUACUUUAUUUUUCCCCUUGCUUUAUUGAGUUUUCAGUAGGGAUGUCCGAUCUUAACGUUCUGCCAAUAUCCGAUAUGCCAGUAUUGGCCAAACACUUUUUGAUUUCUAUAUCAAUCAAUACUGAUAUAGUGGGGCAUUGAUGGCUUGAUUGUUAAGAAAGUUGUUAGGGAAGUGCAGUCUGCCUACUAAGGUGCUUAGUUAAAGGCAAAGCACAUUGUGUGCGUUGGUGUGCUGUGCAUCAGUGACAUUGGCGAAACCCAGGCAAUGCGUUAUUGAUUUUUCAUUAUCGGAGGAAAAACCAGAAACGAUUUUUACAGAUAUUACAUAAUUACGCUAGUAUCGGGGCGAUAAUAUUGGUUGGCUGAUAUUAUCGGACAUCCCUGGUUUUCGGUAUGCUUGAAUUAGGGGAAAUAGAAAGACAGUGAUAAAGCUCUUUUGUCAGUGUUUGUCUUGUGUAAAUAUCCAAAUUCAAGAUCAUCUCAAUUAGGUUCUAGGUUAUUUCCGAUUUGUAGUUUUUUACAGUUUUUUUGGUUUCAAACAUUUUUAUUUUCAGAACCAUAUCCUUGGUAAACCCACACAUUAAGCGACACACAUUCCUCAAUUAACUCUACAUCGCAUUGCUUUUCCACGUGUCAUUUUAUUUCAACUGUGCUGUGUUAACUACAUGUCAAUGCUAAGGGGUCUAUUGUGGUCCUUGCCUCACUUUUAAAUCUUAAAUGUGAACAUUUGCUUGUGGUACCGUUGGGAUUAAAAUAUUAAUACAAUCAAAAUAUAGUUUAAAAUAUCAUUCGAUUCGACUGAUCUCAUUCAAUAGUCCUGCAUUAACUGUUUCAAAAUUCUAAUCCAUCCAUUGAUUUGAAUUACAGCAUUUUGCUCUGAUUAUAACAACCGCAAACGAGAAAAACAAAAUAUCUAAAAUUUUCUUAAAUCAGUUUCUGUGGGAUGGUGUUGUAUUGGUCUGUUUUGUCUCUUUAGAGGUACUGUUUGCAUUGUACAUUAACAGUAGCUUACCUCCACUGCAUUGUUAACCAUAUAUACCUCUUUAUGUUUUGGAGUAUCUACCAACCUGUUAAAACCGCUUGUUACAGUGUUUGCUUUACAUGCAGUAAAGAUGUUUACUGUAAUGGUUUGGGUGUGGCCUUUUACCUGCAGUUUGAAUUUCCAUUCAUGUGUGCAUGGGUUCAUGUCAGACAAUAUUAUCAUGUACUGGACUUUAAGGUGUGGUGAAUAAUCAAAUGAAAUAAAUUUAUCCACCUACAUGAAAAAACAAAUAUUAAGUGUCUAUGAAGUUUCUCAGUUAUCCAGGUCAUGGUCAAGUUUGAAAGUUCUGUUAGGCAACUGGAUGUGAAUUUUCUAAAAGAAGACGUUUCACCUCUCAUCCAAGAGG
Molecule: messenger RNA, 4629 nt
Organism: Cynoglossus semilaevis (tongue sole)
Lineage: Eukaryota; Metazoa; Chordata; Actinopteri; Pleuronectiformes; Cynoglossidae
Gene: arhgef4
Product: Rho guanine nucleotide exchange factor (GEF) 4
Exons: 10
Coding region: 1244-2875 (543 amino acids)
Biological process (GO): intracellular signal transduction
Molecular function (GO): guanyl-nucleotide exchange factor activity; protein binding
Source: RefSeq, a predicted model, not a curated record